Corapipo altera (White-ruffed manakin) is the source of this 3040-nucleotide messenger RNA. RefSeq names its product putative surface-exposed virulence protein BigA. The transcript has 5 exons. The record is from RefSeq and is a predicted model, not a curated record. Lineage: Eukaryota; Metazoa; Chordata; Aves; Passeriformes; Pipridae. Bases 152 to 2842 code for a protein of 896 amino acids.
CCCCCCGCCCCACUGGGGGGGUGACGGUGACGGUGACAGGGGGGUCACCGUGGUCACCAACAGCCCCUGGGCCGGCGGAGUCACCAUCACCGUCACCGCCGCCGACGGAGGGGACACGGAGGACAUUGGGGACAUCCAGGACACUGGGGACAUGGAGGACACUGGGGACAUCCAGGACCUUGGGGACAUGGAGGACACUGGGGACAUGGAGGACAUUGGGGACAUCCAGGACAUUGGGGACAUCCAGGACAUUGGGGACAUGGAGGAUAUUGGGGACAGCGGGGACAUUGAGGACGUCAAGGGCGUUGGGGACAUUGGAGGUGUCAAGGACCUUGGGGACAUCCAGGGCCUUGGGGAUGUCAAGGAUCUUGGGGACAUCAAAGAGUUUGGGGGCCUCGAGGACAUCAAGAACAUCGGGGACGUUGGGGACGUCGAGAACAUUGAGGGAAUCAAGGAUAGAGAAGAUAUUUGGGACAUCAAGGACCUCGGGGACAUCGGGGACGUCAAGAACAUCGGGGACAUUGGGGACAUUGGGGACAUUGGGGUCAUGAAGGCCCUUGGGGACAUUGGGGGCAUUGGGGACAACAAGGCCCUUGGGGACAUCAAGGUCCUCAUGGAUGUUGGGGACAUGGGGGACAUUGGGGACAUCAAGAACAUUGGGGACAUCAAGAACAUUGGGGACAUCAAGGCCCUCAGGGACAUUGGGGACUUCAGGGCCAUCAGGGAUGUUUGGGACAUGGGGGACAUCGGGGACAGGGAUGUCACCACCCCAAGGGACAUUGGGGACAGGGACAGGGACGUUGGGGACGUUGGGGACAGGGGUGUCACCACCCCAAGGGAUGCUGGGGACAUGCAGGUCCCGGUCCUGAGGGACACUGGGGACACUGGGGACAGGGAUGGCCCAGGGGACACCCGGGUCCAGGAUUCUGGGGACACACCCCCGAGGGACAUUGGGGACAGGGAUGUCACUGUCCUGGGGGACACUGGGGACAGGGAUGGCCCUGUCCUGGGGGACAAGGAUGUCACCACCUCGAGGGACAUCGGGGACAGGGGUGGCACUGUCCUGGGGGGGGCAGGUGACGAGGGCAGGGAUGUCACCACCCCAAAGGACAUUGGGGACAUUGGGGACAUUGGGGACAGGGAUGUCACCACCCCAAAGGACGUUGGGGACAUUGGGGACAUUGGGGACAGGGAUCUCACCACCCCAGGGGACACUGGGGACAUUGGGGACGGUGACGUCACCAUCCCAGAGGACACUGGGGACGUUGGGGACGGUGACAUCACCGCCCUGGGCGCCCCCGGUGCCACCCUCCGGGCCGGUGGCAUCACCAUCACCGUGGAGGCCCCGCCCCCGGAGGACGAUGACGUCACCGACGAAGAUGACGUCACCGCCGAUGACGUCACCGCCGAUGACAUCACUAAUGACAACGACGUCGCUGGAAAGGACGGUGAUGUCACCGAUGAUGUCACUGAGGGCGGGGCCGGCCCCGCCCCUCCCCCCGCGGUUGGUGUCCCCACCGGUGACGUCAUCGGGUCCCCCCUCCCCAGUGACAUCACGGACGAGGGCGGUGAUGACGUCACUUCCUGUGCGCCGGGCGAUGACAUCACCUCCGGGCUCAUUGACGGCAAUGACGUCAUUUCCUUCAGCCCAGAGGGACCCCCUGCUGGUGACGUCAUUGCUGGGAGUGAUGUCAUCGCCCCCACCCCCGGGGCCGAUGACACCGAUGAUGUCAUCAGCCACGAGGCUGACUUCACUGAUGACGUCAUCGCGUGGGACGAGUUUGCCAGUGACGUCAUCAUGGAUAGACGUGACAUCACCGAUGACGUCACAGCUGGGAUGGGCUUACACGAGGACGACCUCAGCGAUGACGUCAUCACCGACCACGAUGUCAACUAUGACGUCAUCGAGGGACCGGAGCCGGGCGAUGACGUCACCCCCGAGAGCGACACCACCGAUGACGUCACUGUAGGACACGACGUCGACGAUGACGUCACUGCGGGACAUGACGUCACCUAUGACGUCACCACCUCCGAUAGCGACACCGCCGAUGACGUCACCGACCGCGGCUUCCCCGAUGACGUCACGGGCGGGGACAGCUUUGCCGAUGACGUCAUCGCCUGGCCCCCACUCUCGGACGAGCCCGGGGAUGAUGUCACAUCUGGAGAUGAUGUCACUGAUGACGUCAUCACUCGCCGCCGCCUUCCCUCCCUCCCUGAUGAUGACAUCAGCGAUGACGUCAUCCCUGGCGGGCACCUCCUUGAUGACGUCAUCCACUGCAGUGACCUCACCGAUGACGUCAUGGCCGGGGACGACCUCCUGGAUGACAUCACGGGAGACGACGAUGACGUCACGUUCCCGGGGCUGGGGCCCCUCCCCGCCGAUGACGUCAUCACCGCCAAUGAUGACGUCACCUCCUCCCUGCUCGGCGAUGACGUCACCGCCUGGGACGAGCUCGGUGAUGACGUCACGGCCGACGGCGAUGACGUCACACCCUUCCUGCCCAGGGGGGGUGAUGUCACUCCCCCGGGCCACGCCCCCGGCUCCGACGAUGACGUCAUGGGUGACGUCAGCGAGGGGGCGGAGCGGCCGCUGCUCGGGGCUCCUCCCAUUGGCCAACGCGGUGACGGCGCCGAUGACGUCACGGACGAGGCGACCCCAGAGGGCGGGGCAGGCGCCCCCCGGGCCCCGCCCCCUCCCGGCUGCCCCCUCGUGUUCGUGGCCCUCGUUUGCCUCCUGCUCGCCCUCCUCCUCCUCGCCGGGGUCUUUGCGGCCGUGCACUACGUGAAGGUUUUCAUCAUCAGCUCGUCCUUCUCCGUCCCCGCCUCCGAGUCCUUCCCGUGACCCUCCGUGACCUCUGUCACCCUCUGUCACCCCCUGUCACCUCUGUCACCCCCUCUGUCACCUCUGUCACCCCCCUGUCACCCCCCGUCACCCCCUGUCACCUCUGUCACCCCCUCUGUCACCUCUGUCACCCCCCUGUCACCCCCCGUCACCCCCUGUCACCCCCUGUCACCUCUGUCACCCCCUCUGUCACCCUCU